UCGGUUCUCUUUCGUUUUCAUUUCCCGGAAGGAUUCUGUAUAUUGCAGGCGCUUAAGAAAAGCAAAAGGUCCGCUGAGCAAGAUUACGACUUUUCACUACUCUACAUGAUUUUUUUGGUGUGUAUAUAUUGACCAUUUACUGAUAUUAUAAUCGGUUAAUAUUAUCGUAGCGCAUUUUUUUAGAAGAGUGUGUCAAGUCAAGGUUAAAGAACAUGAGUGACGCCUCUUCACCGCCACCUUUAAUAAAGCAUGGCUGUAAUGGAAACAAACCUUCAGUCUGCUCCCCAACUCUGCCCGACCCUCAGAAUGAACCUCCCUCCGUGUCUGAGGCAGUGCCUGAAGAACUGUGCAAACUACCUGGACGAUUACGGAUCAAUCCUUCAUUGUGGAAUAAGGAGGAUGUGAAUCUGUGGCUGCGCUGGGCUCAGAGGGAGUACUCUCUGCGGCGUGCAGACCAACAGAGAUUCGAAAUGAAUGGAAAAGCACUUUGUCUCCUCACCAAAGAGGACUUUCGUAUCCGCUGCCCCAGCUCUGGUGAUGUUCUGUAUGAGCUCCUUCAAUAUGUGAAGCAGCAAAGGAGAUGUGCCAUCUUCAGUCCAUCAUCCAACUCCAGCACACAGAUCUUACACGAGACCACAGGUCCUUAUGUUCCCUCUAACAGAAGUGUUCCUGUUUGUCCUGUGAACCCAAAUUCUCGGACGGUUUCAGCUGGAUACAACACAGCUCAGAUGCAGGACAGAACACACUUGUUUGCCGACCAUGAGCUUGGACAAGGCAUGCAAACAGAGAUUUCCCAUCAUUCUGUCAAAGAAAAAAUGUUACAGAUAUCUCCAGACAAAAGCAGACAGACUGUAGCUGCUUUCAGUACAGAAGAGCCUCUCAACCUGUCCAAUAAACCUGAAAGACCUGCCAAAAACACACAACCCUCUGAGGCCACAGGAAGGAUUCCAGACUGUAAGCUUUUAUGGGACUAUGUGUACCAGCUGCUGUCUGACAGCAGAUAUGAGGCCUUCAUUCGCUGGGAGGAUCCAGACAACAUGAUCUUCAGAGUUGUGGAUCCCAAUGGACUGGCACGACUCUGGGGAAACCACAAGAACAGAGCUAAUAUGACCUAUGAGAAAAUGUCUAGAGCACUUCGUCAUUACUACAAGCUCAACAUCAUCAAGAAAGAGACUGGCCAGAGGCUGCUCUUCCGGUUCUUGAAGACCCCUGAGGAAAUAAUACAAAGCAGGUCAGACCGUGCAGAAGUGCCCGAAUCUCCAGACAGUCCUGUGUCUCCAGACUACAGAGAAGAAGCUCUGGAAGUGUCCCCUGCAUCGACCCCCACUACCCUGAGCCCCAGCUCUGAUCACAACUUCUGCAUAUCACCAAUUCCGUGACACUCACUACUACAUUCUGACCCAGAAUCAGCCUUAGUAGCUAAUAACCUGACCUUUAAGCUUGGGGAAAUGCCCAAUACGGAACAACGUGAAAUACAGACUGCCAUCUACAGCCCCAAAGAUUUCUGAGAUGUACCAAAAUACUCAGUAAUAUUUUAUGGGGGCCUAGAAAUACAACACAGGUUUGUCUCAGGGCAGAAAUAUGUCAUUAGUUGUUGUGGGGUUGUGUUAAAUCUUAAAUGACACUAAUUCCACUAAUUUGCAUGAUGCUUGGAGUUAAUAUGAAACUUUUUCUCAGGUUGUAAAACUGUGCAAUGUAAAUUUUAGAGAUUUGUGAACUGCGCUGCAUUAUUUACAUAAAUAAAUUGAAUCAAAUAAUUACAAUUUGUAUAGUAAAAUCAGUGAGUUAAUUAAUUGAUUAAUCUAUUAACUGUGUAAAAGAUGCUCCUAUUUUGUUAGAUUGAAAUGUGUAUAACUGCUUAAGGAU
Molecule: messenger RNA, 1866 nt
Organism: Danio aesculapii
Lineage: Eukaryota; Metazoa; Chordata; Actinopteri; Cypriniformes; Danionidae
Gene: etv7
Product: ETS variant transcription factor 7
Exons: 9
Coding region: 213-1379 (388 amino acids)
Biological process (GO): regulation of transcription by RNA polymerase II; cell differentiation
Cellular component (GO): nucleus
Molecular function (GO): DNA-binding transcription factor activity, RNA polymerase II-specific; sequence-specific DNA binding
Source: RefSeq, a predicted model, not a curated record